Messenger RNA from Tribolium castaneum (red flour beetle), 8728 nucleotides. It is a transcript of the gene tnc, whose product is annotated as tenectin. The record is from RefSeq and is a predicted model, not a curated record. The transcript has 7 exons. NCBI's taxonomy places the organism in Eukaryota, Metazoa, Arthropoda, Insecta, Coleoptera, Tenebrionidae. Gene Ontology annotation, molecular function: protein binding. The coding region runs from base 200 to 8137 and encodes 2645 amino acids.
CAUGAGUUCACUUCUGGUCGGUCGGUUGUCCGCUUGAUCUUCUUGGUUUGGUGUCGACCUCCUGGACAUAAAUCGCGAACCGAAGACGAAAAAAAAUUCUUCGACAAAAGAGACACGACAUCGCAUUGCCGGUCGGUGCCGAGUUUAUUUCAUUAUAAUACUCUUUUCUUUCACCGACAAUCUGCGAAGAGGACGCGCCAUGACGGCGUGGACUCGAAUUUUCCAAGGGCCGGUCCUGGUCCUGCUCUUCGUCCUUUGGGCACCGCAAGCUGCACGAGCCGCCCCGUACGAACAAGACACGACAGAAAUCGAAUAUUAUCCAAUCGCCGAUUCAACCGGUUGCUAUUACAACUUCCAACAUUACGACGAAGGAGACAGGAUAAUCACGAACGAGCCAUGUUUGAAUUGUACUUGCCAUAAUAGGAUGCUCAUGUGUUAUCUAAGAGUAUGUCCGUUUACAAAGGCGAUCGGUCAAGACUGCAAAAUCGAGAAAAGAGCGGAUCAGUGCUGUCCUGUUAUAACCUGCCCUGAAGUACCAGUGCAACUUUUGACAUCUACCACCCAAUCGUCGACAGCGGUCGGUCAUUUGGAUGCUUACGGGUGUUCCAUCGAUGGGCUGUUCUAUUCAGACGGAGCGAGAGUACCGUCUGAUCCCAACAAACCGUGCGAACUUUGUUACUGCAUCAGGAACAAAACGGCCUGUGUCAUGCAAGAAUGUACGCUCAAAGUCGAAGGAUGCAAACCAGUUUAUCAAGAAGGUGUAUGUUGUCCAGUUCGGUACGAUUGCGAACAUCCCGAUUACAACCUUCUAGAAACGACCACCAGAAGACUAAUUACCACAACAACAACAACACAAGCUCCAACAACGACUCUCGCUGGACCGGUCGACUGCGUCUACAAUAACGAAGUAUACGCUGACGGUGCUCUAGUCAUCAAAGAAAAACCAUGCGAACAUUGCUACUGCAUGAGAGGUGAUAUUGUGUGUGCUGUUCAAGAAUGCAACCCUACGCCACUCGACAAAGUCAACUGUACGGCAUUACCACCGAAAGAAGGACAAUGCUGUGCGGACUCUUACGACUGCGAUCACAUGACCGAAGAAGAACUUACGACCGGCUACUCGUACACAACACCAUCACUUGGUAGUUUCGAUGAAAAAGCAACAGCUCGACCCGAAAUUGAAUCUGUGACAACACAACAACCGGUGGGCAAAGAAGGUGAAACUCAAGAACCUGUUACAGUUGUACCGAGCGAAGCUGACAAAGAACAUCCCGAACAACUUCCUGAAAUACCCGAAAAGGAAGAUCACGAAGAACCAGUCAAAGGCGUUACGCCACUCUUUGACGAACACGCUCACGUCACGGAACCACAAGAAGUACCAACAACUAUCAAGACACCACAAGAAGAAGAAACGAAUGAAAUUCCAGAAGAACACGAAAUUGUAACUGCUGGUCCUCAUAUUCCAUCACAAGACGAGAUCCUUCAUCCUGGAGAAACUGAAUAUCCGAAACAUCCGACUGAAGAACAUGAAGCUGGUUCCGGCGAAGGACAAGUAACAGAACCGGAAAUUGAACCUGGACAAGCUACGGAAACUCCAGAAAUUGGAGUACCUAAAGGAACAGAAUUGCCUCAACAACCGGAAACCGCAAGUGAGGCUGAAGCUACUGAACUUCCGGAACAUGCAACUGAAGCUAAGGUACCCGAAAUUCCCGAAAAACCGGAACAUGUGACUGAAGGAAAGAUUACCGAAUUACCGCCAACUGUCACUGAAGUUGAACAUGAACAACCACAACACGUACCAAUCGAAGACCAUGAACCAGAAGAAGAACACGAACCAGAAGAAGAACACGCUACUGAACACGAAACACACGGAGGUAAAGGAACAGAAGUACCACAAGAACAAGUACCGGAAGAACCUGAAGUUGGUACCACUGAACAUCCACAUGUAAUCCAACACGUUACGGAGAUUGCACCUGAAAUUGGUUCUGGUUUGCCGCAUGAAAUGGCAGCUGCGACUGAGAAAACUGAAGGUAAAGGUACCGAAAUGCCACAAGAAGAACAUAUUCCGGAAGUAACAGAAAAAGAACAAGUUGGUGUUACGCAUUUGCCGUCCGGUCAUAUUCCUAAAGGAGAAGAAAAUGGUCAAGAGCCAAUUGAAGAAGGCACUGAGCUUCCACGAGAACACGUAACGGAAACGCAGACUGUUAAGGCCGGAGAAAUACCACAAGCACCUGUGACAGAAGGUGUACCACAAGAACAUGUGACAGAAUUGGAAGAAAAGGCCACUGAAGUACCGGUAUCUGGUGGUGAAGGUACAGAAGUACCACGUGAACAUAUACCAGAAGGUGGAAUUACUGAAAUACCGCCUAAAGAUUUGGUAUAUCCUACUGAAGUGCCUGAAGGCCAAGUAACAGAAGGUCAUGAGUUACCGAAAGAACAUGCUACAGUAUUGCCGGAACAAGGUACUGAAUUACCGAAGGAAGGAACUGAGUUGCCAGGAGAACAUGCUACUCAAGUACCAGGCAUAGUACCAGAAGAACAAGAAAAAGAAAUAUUACCUUCAGUGACUGAAGGUCCGAUUGCUGAACAUGCUCCAGAACAAAUAACUACAGCAGUACCCACAGAGAUCAAACCUGCCGGAGAAACUGAAGAACACGCAACACAUAAACCUGAAAGUGAAACUGAAGUUCCACAAGAACACGUUACUGAAGGACAAGUUAAAGGCGAAAGUACUGAAUUGCCUCAGGAACAUGUUACAGAAGAACUACCUCAAGAACACGAACUGCCUAAAGAACCUUCAGUCGAAGAAGAAAGUACUAAAUUACCGGAAGAACAUAUUACUCAAGGCCCAGAAAGUGAAAGUCCAACUGUAUUGCCAGCGGAACAUGUUACUGAAGCCAAGAUUGGAGAAGAAUCUACUGAACAGCCAAAAGAACAGGCUGCACAUGUUCCUGAUGUUGCUGGUCCAGUUACUGAACCACCAAUUGAACAUAUAACGGAAGAACAGGUCGCUAAAGGUACUGAAGUACCUGAAAAGGAACAUAUUACUGAACAUCCGGUAUAUGGAGCUGAAACUACCAAACAACCAUCUGAACACGUAACUGAGAAACAUAUCCCUGAAGUAACAACAUUACCACAAGAAUAUAUCACUGAAGGACAUGUGGAAGAAGGCAAAGUCACUGAAGUACCUCAGCCCCAUGUGACUGAACAAGGAAGAGGAACGGAAGCACCCGAAGGUCAAGUCACUGAAAUACCACAACCGCAUGCUGAUGAAGGUCAAGUAACGGAACAUCCAGAAGAACACGUUACAGAAGGACAAGUUAAAGAAAAACCAGAAAUUAUUACUGAAGGAAAACUUGAAGAAACAACAAAAUAUGCUGAAGAGCCAACACCCGUCGAAGGCGAAAUUCCUGCAAAUUAUCCCGUGGAACCUGAGCAUGCGCCGGAAGUUCCUGAACAACAAACAGAAAAGAUAAUUCCUGAAGUACCAGAAACUGGAACCGAAACUGCGACUUCGGUGCCUUCUGAAGAAGGUGAGACAGAGAAAACACACAAAACCACGACUAAACCAUCUCCAGUUGGACAAACUGAAGAAAGUGUCACAGAACACGAAAUCCAAACCCACAUUCCAAUUAAACCUAGUGAAGAAGCUGAAGGUACUACUCAUAGAUUCCCUCAAAUGCCAGUUGAAGAAGAACAAGAAACCGAAUCUGCGAUUGGUAAAGUUACAACGGAACAACCCAGUGAAAAAGAAACAGAAACUCCACAACAAGCAACUGAAGCUCCAAGGAUUCCAAGCGGAGAAUUCGACUCUACGAACGCUCCAGUGGAACCUUCUGGUGAAGGUACAGAAAAACCUACUUAUCCUCAUGCUGGUCAUGAAGAUGUUGAAGAAGAAGAGAAACCUGGAAUACCUGGUGAAGGCAGUUGUUUGGUUGAUGGACAAACAUACAAAAACAACUCCAACGUUCCACCAAUUAAUCACUGUCAAGUGUCUUGCAAAUGUGUUAGUUCGAUCUUGCAGUGCGAGUCUGUAACUUGUACACCACCUCCGUCCAAUUUGCAACACUGUAUGCCUGUGUAUCAAGGACCUGACAGUUGUUGUCCGACAUACAGUUGCAGUGUUCCUGGAGUUACUAGCAUGGAAUCAGAUAGUCACAAAGUUGAAAUAUCUACCACAGAAACAGUUCCAGGCACAAUCGGUGUUAACAUCUUGAUACCAAGCGAAGAAGGUACUGUUAAACCCGAAGGUACGACCGCUUCAAGCCGCGAUUCGACUGAAUUGCCAGAAUAUUCACUACCAGAAGAACAUGUUACUCAUAAACAACCUGAACAAGUUAGUGAAGCAAGUGAGACGCCCGAAAGCUACGUUCCACAAGCUACUACGAUCAAAUCGGUACCUGCACAUACAGAAGUACCAGUUGAAAUGGCAACUGGAACCGAAAAGAUUGAAGAAGGACAAGUUACUGAAAAACAAGGAGAAUUGCAACCCACAGAAAUUAGUCAUGAAGGCACUACACUCAAACCUAGUUCUGAAAGUGAACAACAACCUGAAGUUCAUGUUACUACAGAAUACCCAGAAGGUGUAGGACAUGACGAAGUUCAUCCAGAUGAAGAAGAAAAUGCUAUAGAAGAUCAUACAUAUCACCAGAUUAUAGAUUCUGGCCGGGUUUCUACGGAAAGGGAAGAAGAACAUGUAACCACUUCAUCGCCAGCAAUUGUAACUGACAAACAUCCAGUUUCUGUUACGGAAAGACAAGGAGAAAUCGUGACAGAAAAAACAAUUGAGGGAGAAGUACCUGCUACUGAAAUUCCUAAGUCUGAAGAAGUUCCAGCUGUAACUGAAGGUGUAACAGAAGGUGUUCCUGAAACUGUUACUGAAGGUGUAAAGGGUGGUGUUACUGAAGUUGCUCAUGAAGGAACUAUGAUAUCAGUUACUGAACCUGCUCAUAAAGUUAGUUCUGAAUCUUCAGUUGAAGAAGAAGCUAAAGUAACCACUGAACCUACUAAAGAAGGUUCAGCAAGUGCUACUGAACCGGCUAAAGAAUACGUUCCUGAAGCUGGAAAAGAAGAAGCUCCAGCUGCAACAACUGAAUAUCCUAAACCAAGUGUCCCUGAAGCUGAAACAAAACUUCCGGAAGGUGUAACCGAAGGAAAGAAAGAAUUGCCUGAAGUACCAAGCAUUACACAACAAGAACACGUUACUGAAGGUGUGAAAGAACAAGAACCUCAUUACGAUGAAGGUGUUCAUCCACAUGAAGAACACGUCACUGAACCUGAACUACCGGCUACUGUAGCACCUGAACAUGCUCCAGUAACUGAAGGAAAAGCUCCAGAACAGGAAACUGAAAAAGAAAUUAUUGAAGCUGUUACUGAACCAAGCGCAACAGAAAAGAUCCCUGAAAGUAUAAGCCAUGUAACUGAAAAGACACAAGAAGGUCAAAUUCCCACACAUGAUGAAGGUGCAACUCAAGUUCCUGAAAUACCUGAAAAAACGAGUGAAGAGGGCAAACCUGCCGAAGAACCUGAAGUCACGACUAUGCAUGUUCCUGCUAUUGGUGUCACUGAACCUGUGGUUACGGUACUUCCUGAACACAAACCUAUUGAAACUGAACAACUUCCAGAACACAAACCGACUGAAGCUCAACAACCAGAAGCUGGAAUUACGGAAAGAGUUGGUGGGGAGGAACAUACUACUCCUCAUGUGCCUGACGAAGGUUUACCGGAGCAUGCUCCAGGCACUCAACAACCUGAAGGAACAACACUACGACCUGAAGGUAGUACGGUUAAAGCCGCCGAACAGCCAGAAACGGUACAACCAGUUCAUGAAAUUGAAAGCAGUACUGUUAAGGCUGCUGAAGAACCGCAAGUUACAACCAUUCAACCAGGUUAUGAACCCGAAGGAAGCACUUCGAAAGCAGCUGAAGAACCAGAAAUUACUGCUAAACCUGGCUAUGAACCUGAAGGAAGCACUCCUAAAACUGUUGAAGGAGAACCUGCUAUUACAGAUAAAUCCAGUUUUGUGCCUGAAGCUACUACACUCAGAGGUGCUGGAGAACAAGAAGGUACCACAGCACAACCUAGUCACGAAAUUGAAGGUGCUGAAAAAGCCGAUAUUACAACGAUGCAACCUAGUCAUGAAGCUCAACAACCAGCAAUUACAACAGUUCAACCUGGCCACGAACAAGAAGGUACUACUGUUAAGGCUGUCGAGCAACAACCAGAAAUUACAGUCAAACCCAGCUACGAACCAGAGGGUAGUACACUUAAGGGUGCAGAACAACCAGAAAUCACAGCUAAACCUAGCUAUGAACCUGAAAGUACUACUCUUAUGGGUGCUGCACAUCCAGAAAUCACAGUCAAACCUGGCUAUGAAGCCGAAGGUACUACCGCUAAGAGUGUUGAACAACCAGAAAUUACAGUCAAGCCUAGCUACGGACAGGAAGGUACUACUCUUAAGGGUGUCGAACAACCCGAAAUCACAGCUAAGCCUAGCUAUGAACCCGAAGGUACCACUCUUAGGGGUAUUGAAGAACCAGAAAUUACAGCCAAACCUAGCUAUGAACCAGAAGGUACCGAGCAACCAGAAAUCACAGCCAAACCUGGAUAUGAACCCCAAGGUACCACUCUCAAGAGCGCCGAACAGCCCGAAAUCACAGUCAAGCCCAGCUAUGAACCUGAAGGUACCGAACAACCAGAAGUUACAGCCAAGCCUGGAUACGAGCCCCAAGGUACUACUCUUAAGAGUGCAGAACAACCCGAAAUCACAGUCAAACCUAGCUAUGAACCUGAAGGUACCGAACAACCAGAAAUCACAGUCAAACCUGGCUAUGAGCAUGAAGGUACAACUCUUAAGAGUGCCGAACAACCCGAGGUCACAACAGUUAAGACUGGUUAUGUUCCUGAAGGAAGUACCGAAGCCAGAAUUCCAGAAAAAGAAGAACCUCCUGUUCAAACCACUCCCGGAGGAGAGGAAGCGGGAGUCACAGAAAAGGAAACUAAACCAUUUGAGUACAUUCCUCCUACUUCUGAUCAUGAGCAUGUGCCAGAAGAAGGUGGAGUUACUGAUAAGGAAGGAGAAGCUCAUACGACUAUAGGCUACAAACCUGAAGCUACUAUUCGUCCUGAGCAUAUUCCAAGCGAAGGCGAAGCGCCUAAAGCUCCGGAAGAAGAAACGACGGAACCGGUAGUUACAGUUACACCAGUACCUGCACUACCGGAAGGACAACAACCUGAAGAAGGUGAAGAAGAAGCUCCAGCGAGACCCACAGUUCCAAGUCUCGAAGGAGAAAAAGAAAAAUCAACUGAAGUUCCUACAACGGUACGAUCUCCAAUCAGUGGUGAAGAAACCACUGAAUCUCGCCCCGCAAUCCCUGGCGAAGGCCAGGAAAGCCCCGAAACGUCAACCAAACCUGAAGUUUUCACUUCCCCAACACUCACGUCAACCGCUCAUCCCAACGCUUCCGAAUUAUAUACUUCGGGUCCAACUGUUGAAGAAGCGACCAAGAAAGGCAUCGCUGGUGAAUUAUCCACCUCCGCUCCGUCCACCACUCUCACCAGUUCCACAACACUGCCACCACCCCACAGCAUGCCCGAAUCGCCCGACUAUCAAGCCCCCGUCGAGGAGGAAGACUACGGCGAAGAGGACCAAAGUGCCUUCGGCCCUGGCACUUGUCGCUACGGCGGCAAAGUCUACGUUUCCGCUCAGCAAAUCCCUCGCGACGAUCCUUGCGAUUUCUGCUUCUGUUUCCGCAGCGACAUCAUUUGUUUGCAGCAGAGCUGUCCUCCGCCAAUCCCGCGAUGCCACGAAGAGCCCAUUCGUGGAUUCUGUUGCCCGAGAUACGAAUGUCCCGUUUCGAUGGCAACUUCUGUCAAUAUAACAACGACCACCACCACAACGACAACCACACUACCUCCGCACUUUUUCUCGCACGCUUACAAGGGCAGGGCCCAACGGAGCGGAUGCCAGAUAAGGAACAAAGCGUAUCAAGUCGGCGAGGAGAUCAAGUCAGCAUCUGGACCGUGUCUCCACUGCAUAUGUGGCGACAACGGUCAGAUGAAAUGUGAUCCGAAGGCUUGCAGUCCUGAGCCGAUGCUGAGGCAGAUGAUCGCCGCGGCGGAGUCGCGAAGGAGGAGAUGAGCCGUCGAAGGAGAAUAGUGACAAUGCACGAGUCAGGAGUGUUGUGCAAGUGAUAAGACAAUUAUAUAAUUGAUUAUAGUCGCGAACUUUAACAUAAAGCAUUCUCGGGUGCCAAAAUGAACUCUAAUCUGUUGUAUAACUUAGGUUUUGUGCCUUUUUGCGAGGACUUGGUCGAGUCCCCAUGUGCAUGUGGAAAAUCGCACGAGAAAACAACAAAUUUUGGUGAUGUACACGUAUACUUUCGACUACUUAUUUAUAUUAUGACUGAACUGAAAUUUUUUACAAUUUUUGUAAUUAGAUUUUUUCAAGUGUCGUUUUUUGAUAAGCCAUUUGAUAUACCCCAUGGGCUCUUAUAAUAAUUAGUGUUAUUUGUGUUGCGUAUCCCGAACGAGUCUGAGUUGUUUGACUAGCAGAAAGAGCAUAUUUUAUGUAGCUUAAACCGACUAUUUAAAUUACAAAAAAUAUUUCUGCUACUUGAACGCUUAGACGGCUACUUGUAUAUUAACGGAUGCUCAAUAUUAUAUAUAAUUAAGUAGAUCAUGUAGUAUUUAUCUAUAAUUAAAAAUAAAUAAAUUAUGUAAAUGAUUUACA